GGAGAUUGGAAAUUAAUAAUAUUCAAUCCUCAAAGUAGCCCACUUCCAGUUAGAGAGGCAGAAAGUCGUAGUAAAGCUGAAGAUCUAGAAGAAAGGUGGUUGGUUGACUCAGACGGGAAAGAGAUUUACAGAGAAGGAGAUUGAAAAGGGACCGAUAAAGAAGUGGGGAGAGUUGGAGAGAGGGUUACAAGCAAGGUAUGAAUUCUUAUUUCGCAAACCCGUCGCUCUCCUGCCAUUUAUCCGGUGGUCAAGAUGUUUUACCUAACGUUCCUCUAAACUCCACCACCUAUGACACAGUCAGGCAUUUUUCGUCAUAUGGCGCUGCCGUGACCCAGAAUCGGAUAUAUGCACCUUUCUACUCUCCUCAAGAUAAUGUCGUUUUUGGCUCUGGCAGGGCACAGUAUGAGUAUGGAUCAAACGUAUUUCUCCAAGACAAGGACGUGCUGCCCAGCUGCAGACAAACAAACAUGGGACUCAACACACAAAGCCACAUUGCUCAAGAGUACAGUCUGGAUCAAGGAAGAGCAGGAGCCCAGGAGCAGAAAAGUAACAUCCCGAUCUACCCGUGGAUGCAGCGAAUGAACUCACACAGCGCAGGAGUUGGCUACGGGACGGACAGACGCAGAGGACGUCAAAUAUACUCUCGCUACCAAACACUGGAGCUGGAAAAGGAGUUUCACUUUAACCGCUACCUGACUAGGCGUAGACGCAUUGAAAUCGCAAAUGCGCUCUGUUUAACUGAGAGGCAGAUCAAAAUCUGGUUUCAGAACCGACGCAUGAAAUGGAAGAAGGAGAGCAACCUGACCUCCACGGUGACUGGAAGUGAACAGACAGGAGCCUCACAACAAGAGGAACGCAGUGGUGCAGUGGAAGAAGGGAAGGAUGAGGACAAGAAGAAAGAAUAGUUAAAAGACUGGGGGGGAAAUCGCCCGAUGACCAUUUAAACCCAACGUAACUACCUAAAAAUCUAUAUGGACUUGAGAACGACUUCACUGCAUGAUGGCUACCCCGAUGCUCUUCAUUUCAUAUUGACCACAGGAGUGUGGAGCCUUAGAUAUGAUUUCAGCUGCAGUUUGGUCCCUAUGAUAUUUGGAGCAUUGAGUGGGUUUUAUUAUUAUAAUUAUUAUUACGAUGUCUCACUUUCAUUGUGAAAAUAAUAAUAAAAAAACGUAUUAUUCUUUCCGUUAUUUCCCAUGCCGGGAAAUCUGUGUAGUUACCCCAUCACCUCAUCCAUCACUGUGAACUCUUUGAUCACCUCACUAAAUACAGUGUUGGCUUGACUUAGCUCAUUAUUGUACAUGCACAUUCCACGGCAUUAAGUAAAGGACACUCGAUACUUGAAUCUUCCGCAGAAAAGUGCCCUGCAUUAACCUAAAAGUUGCACGGACAGUGUCCAGUCCCCACACAACCACAACUGAAAGACCUGUAUAUAUUUAAAAAAGCAACAGAAUAUUGUGUAAAUUCUUCGAAGACUUGUGCAUUUAAUCGCUUCGUUGGGCGCUGCAUUAUGUAAAAUAGCGCCCAAUUCUUUGUUUUUUGAUCAUUUGACACAAUAGACUUUUCUUGUGAGAUCAAUUUUUACACAAUUAAUUUUUCACUUUUCUUUGAGAGUCUCAAAAUCA
Molecule: messenger RNA, 1622 nt
Organism: Melanotaenia boesemani (Boeseman's rainbowfish)
Lineage: Eukaryota; Metazoa; Chordata; Actinopteri; Atheriniformes; Melanotaeniidae
Gene: hoxc6a
Product: homeobox C6a
Exons: 2
Coding region: 198-905 (235 amino acids)
Biological process (GO): anterior/posterior pattern specification; regulation of transcription by RNA polymerase II
Cellular component (GO): nucleus
Molecular function (GO): RNA polymerase II cis-regulatory region sequence-specific DNA binding; DNA-binding transcription factor activity, RNA polymerase II-specific
Source: RefSeq, a predicted model, not a curated record